This is a messenger RNA of Leptidea sinapis, 5916 nucleotides long. RefSeq names its product mitochondrial 2-oxoglutarate/malate carrier protein. Gene Ontology annotation, biological process: thiosulfate transport; phosphate ion transmembrane transport; oxaloacetate transport. The transcript is spliced from 7 exons. Lineage: Eukaryota; Metazoa; Arthropoda; Insecta; Lepidoptera; Pieridae. Gene Ontology annotation, molecular function: thiosulfate transmembrane transporter activity; malate transmembrane transporter activity; antiporter activity. The record is from RefSeq and is a predicted model, not a curated record. The coding region runs from base 133 to 1014 and encodes 293 amino acids.
AAAAAUUGACGCUGGCCAGAGGCCUGGUUGCGAAUUAGUCUGUGCAAUACAGCAAUAAGUUCUGUUGGUUGUUAGGCUUAUGCGUAAGUUAAUAAAUUCGCGAAGACUUGAAAAGUGAAUAAUUUCUACAAUAUGGCAAAGGUUCAGGAUUCUACACCCAAGGAGCGAUAUGUCCCAAACGGAUUGAAAUUUGCAUUUGGUGGUCUAGCUGGUAUGGCAGCGACAUGUGUAGUACAGCCGCUUGAUCUGAUAAAAACUCGAAUGCAACUAAGUGGCGGAGGUCGAACAUCAUUCGUGGUUGCAGGGGAGAUUGUAGCCAGAGAAGGGUUUGUGGCACUCUAUGCUGGAUUAUCUGCUGGUCUUCUCAGACAAGCUACAUACACAACAACACGUCUUGGAGUAUAUAACUGGCUAUUUGAUUCAUACAAAGAACGCCAUGGUGGCACCGCCCCAGGGUUCGGGAUAAAGACAGCGCUGGGCAUCGCAGCUGGAUCCAUCGGGGCCUUCGUCGGUACACCUGCCGAGGUGGCAUUGAUUCGCAUGACAGCCGAUGGGAGACUCCCCGCUGAACAACGCAGGAAUUACAAGAAUGUUGUGGACGCGCUCUUGAGGAUAGUCCGCGAGGAAGGCGUGUUGAAGCUGUGGCGAGGGGCCACGCCCACCGUGAGUCGUGCGAUGGUCGUCAACGCGGCGCAGCUGAGUACCUACUCGCAGGCUAGAGAAAUAUUUGCGAAGCGCGUUCCCGACGGCAUCACACUACAUUUCUGUGCGUCUAUGGUCUCCGGGUUGAUCACAACAAUUGCUUCGAUGCCCGUCGAUAUCAUUAAAACGAGGAUACAAAACGCAGCAAAGGGUGAGAGUCAGCUGGUUGUUGUGACAAGCCUGCUAAGGAAUGAGGGCGUCCUGUCGCUGUGGAAGGGCUUCCUGCCGUACUACGCCCGGCUGGGACCCCACACUGUACUCACCUUCAUAUUCCUGGAGCAAUUUAACGCGGCCUACCUCAAAUACUACUAAUUGGUAGAUUUUCGUAGGAAUACCAACCGAUACCAAGUUAGUAGAAUAUGGUAGGAUUAAACUUUUUAUCAUCAAUUUUGUAGCUCCAAGCAACCUAUAUUAUUAAGUUUUAAAAUUGAUAGGAGUUGGCUGUAAAAGAACAACUUUGCUAUCACUUGUUCGUUUAUAAAGUUAACUUACUAGAAACUGUUUAGUAGAAUUUGGUAGUUAUUUGUUUUAUAUAAUAAUUGAAAAUUAUGUUGCUUCCUAUAGAAUUAGGUAAUACAUAUUUAUUUUUUAUAACAAUACUAAAAGUAUAUAUAUAAUUUUGUAGCGACUGAAAUGUCUCUAAUGAAGAAGAACUCGAGAUUUCGUAACUCAACAAUAAGUUUAAGCACAAAAUGUAGAUAAACGGUCUUUGAUAUAAAUAUUGAAUCUCGGAUUGUACAAAUCAGCUUAUCUGAUUAUUUUAACAGGGCUUGUUCGUAGGGAGAGCACUCAACUUAAAGAACAUGUCCCUUUUGUAGCAUUUCUAAAUGUAAUAUAUAAAAUUCUCGUGUCAUGGUCUUAAACUUUGAACUCCUCCGAAACGGCUUGACCGAUUCUCAUGAAAUUUUGAGUGCAUAUUGGGUAGGUCUGAGAAUCGGACAACAUCUAGUUUUCAUCUCCCUAAAUGUUAAGGGUGGCCCACACGAUUUUUUUUUUGACUUUUUUUUUAAUUUGUUUGAUUAUGAGUCAGCAUUAAAAAAUACAUACAACCUCAAAUUUUCACCCAUCUACGAUCAACAGUUACUGUUGUAUCGCGAUUUUAAUAUCGGCUAUACAAAGUUUGCUGGGUACGCUUGUAAAAUUAUAUAUUGGCUCGAUCACUUCAUGAAAGGGAAGUGUUCCGAAAAGGGCAAUAAAUCAGGAUCCUCAAUAGCCAUAAACCUGAUAUUUCUCCGGCUCCCUCUGUUAUCAACCCUUUUAUACACUAUUAACCUAAGCAUUUUCGUAACGCAACCCGGUGUCGGUGACGCGGCUGGUUUACUAAUAAAGUAAAUAUUAUGAAAUAUUUGGCUUGAGUAAUCUCUUCUCCAGUCCCCCUUAGUCAACUCACCCCGAACUAGCGUUACGCAGCCAAGCGUGACAGCUCAUUCUCAUUCAAUACCCACAAGCUAAAAUGUUAUCGCUUCAUAAAUGUAUGGUGUCAGUAAUGUAGUCUGGCCAUCCUAGAUAUUGCAAGAAAAAUUGUUUAACGUAGAAAGUGCAGUGCAGCUUUAUACGAUAUAAAAUAUCAUAAAGUAGAUAUAUUAAGGAUUAUUUUAUUUUUAGACACAUUUUUAAAUAUUGUUAUUAUUUUUUUAUUUUAAAAUUAAAACAUGAUAAAAGAAACUAAAAAUAUUAACUUGUUUUCCAUUAAUUGUACUUCUUGAGUGAUAUCAAUCGUUUGGUGCCUGCGGGAUACAUGAAUGUUUGCUGUGCCACAUAUAUUUUUUACGAAUAUAUAUGGCUCACUACGAGGCUUGAUAUUCUAAAACACGCUAACACUAUUUUGUUGUAUUUAGUUAGGUCAGGCAAUUUAUUAUGAUUAAAUGACUCAGACUCAGACUGAGAUCCAGAUCCUUAUAGCGUGUUUGAUUUCAUACUACCCAUACACCACCAAAGGAGACCUUUUUGAGACUAUUGUACAAUCGUAUUGAUUAAGAAACCUAUUUAUAAAUUAAUUUACAGUAAAGUUAAAAUUCCUGCAAACAUUACUCUUAAUCAAAUUUUUUAUCAGUUUCCUUUUUAUAUGAAGAAGGACGGCGUUUUUUUGAUUUUUUUAUUAUAAUAAUGCAGAAAGUAUGCUCUCAAGUCAGUGUGGCGGCUUGUAAACUAUUUGGCUUCCUAUGGCCAAAUUGGAAAACACUUUCUUAAGCCAAAACCUGCACUGUUAUUUUUUUUUUGGUCUGGGGUUUAUGUAUUUGACAUCUCACAGAACUGUCAUACUAAACGUCGAGUUUCGUUGUGAUUUGAGAUUAUGAUACGAAAAUAAAUAAUCGUUUGAAUCGAUAUUUAAAUGUAACUUUAAAUUAUUCAAAGUUAUUAAUUGAUUUAGAUAAAUUUUAUUGAUGCCAAAUUAAUAUUGCUUCCUAGUGAAAGUGCCAGAUGUAGCCAAAUAGGUUUUGUAGAAUUGCUUUAUACUAUUUUCUUUCAUAAUGGCAUUAACGGCCGUUCCCAAUAUUCAGUCUACCUCUUGAGAUAAAAAUCGUGACUAUCGUUGACUUUUCUGUCCCAAUAAACUUAUCGACGGUAACUCGCCUUGUCCGUACACGCUGUCUGUCAUUGGGACGACGUAUAGCUUACCAGCAGCGAUAGAAGUUUGUAUUGAAAUUUCAAUUCACGCGUCCCAAUAUAAGGCGAUAAGAAUGACAUAUCGGGUAUAUUGGGACAGCUUCAGAUUAUUGACAGCUAAUUACUGACAGUAGAAGGUAGUAAUUUAUAUUUAUCUGUAGAUAGUAGAUAGGAACGGCCGUAAGAGAAACUGCAAAAAAAAUUGUCAGCAUGAAAUCCAUUUGAUGUUCGUACAUCAUCAUAAAAUGCAAUUUAACACGUUUUUGCAAUUAGUAACUGAUAUUUGAAUUGCUUGUUCAUCUUAAGAAAGGGUUAUUUGUACGAAAUUUGCUUAAAUUGUUAUUAAUAAGAUUUUGCAUAUUUAGUUGCAUAAAAAUAUUUUGUUUUUAAAUUAAUCCAUUGCUUGGUUGUAUAAUUUUUAUAAUGAAUUUUGAUAUCUUGUUUUAUUUUUGAAGCUUUUUUUUUUUUUGUAAAAUUGGUUUAUGAAUAUUUUCUAUUUUUGAUUAAUAUUACUAAACUUUGUUGAGUUUCGUUACGUUUUGUAUAAUUGUUAAAAUAAAUAUGUUUUUAUUACUUAGGUACUACUAUUUUAGUUUUAGUUCAUUAAUGUGAACAAAUUACAUUUAGUGAGAUAUUGUUUGUAGUAGGUAUGACACGGACGAGUGAAAAAAGAAGGACUCCGCGCCGUGAUAUUAGCAAGUGAGGCACCUUUAUAAUAAUAAUUAUUAUUAUUAUUUAUUUUCAGGCAUUUCACCCAUAGAUUUACAAACAAUAUUAACUUAAAUUACAUUACAUUGUUGAGUCUGAUUUCAUUUUAAUUAAAUUACAUAUAAAAAUUUAAGAUAAUCAAGAUAUGGCCACAAAUACUUAAAUAGUAUCGUUUUUACACUUUUUCACAACGCACGACGGCAUUUUUAAAAUAUUUUAUUGUGACGCAAACUGAUCUGUCACAGACGAUGACAAUCCUCAUAAUGGCCGCCGAUCGGCCUGUAGUAGUGUAAGUGUGUGCGUGGGGCUAUGUAUUUACACGUUCAUCGGCUUGUUUUGGUGCUACACUGUUAUGUAAGGUGACAUGGAGUCCUUAUUUUUUACUAGUCCGUGGUAGUGUGAAAUGUUUUUGUAGUAUCUGCUUAAAGAAAUUAUUAACGCCUUUUAAUUGAAAUUAUGAUAAAUAUAAAACAAAGUUAUCUAAAAUUUUGAAAUUAUUUUUUUAAGUUGAUUCGUGGCUUUCUAUUAUGGUUACUAAAGUUAGGCAAUGCACACUUAUGAAAUGAUGUUCAUUUUUUAAUUUAUAUUUGAUAUUAGUAGUACGUCUUGUGUAAACCCCGAAACCAGUAGGUAUGCCAGUUUCAAAUCAAAUCAAAAUGUAAAAAUACGUCAUCAGAAUUCAGUAAGAUAGGUUUAUUUAAAACAAUUGCUUAUUUUUUCUUUUGCCUGUGUUAGGGAAGCUCCGUAGCAUCUUCGCGUCCCAAAUACAACAGUAUCUGUGGUAUUUGGGACGCGGUGGCUAACUAUCGGCCUUAUGAGAAAGCUCAUGGUCGCUCAGACGGCAAUGGAGAGGGUCGUAUAUGCUCGCUAUAUAAUAUGCUCGGAGUUUCCCUACGAGAUCGAAAUGAGGAGAUCCAUAGGAGAUCCAAACCGACAUAAAUGAUUGCGAAACUGAAGUGGCAGUGGGCAUAUAGUUCGACGGACAGAUGGCCGUUGGGGCAUAAAAGUCUUCGAAUGGCGACCACGUACCGGAAGAUGUAGUGUUGGUGGGGGGCCUCCACAAGAUGGACCGACGAUCUGGUCAAGAUCGGCGGAAUACGGGGACCAGGGCAGCGCAGGACUAAUCGUCGUGGAAAUCUUUGGGGGAUGCCUUUGUCCAGCAGUGGACGUCUACUGGCUGAUGAUGAUAGGUUAGGUUUACUGUACGUGACAAGCUACGUCUAAACAUUCGCGAUUUGUAUGUCACUUUGUGUUAGUGUGCGUGAAUUGCUCAAAUUACAGGUUAACUUUCAAUCUCAGUUUUUCACAGCUGUCACAGUUUAUCCAGACGUAUAAAUGACCUAGGGUUAGAUUGUUGAACGUAUCGUAACGUCAAAUCUGUAAAGAAUUUUCAUCUAGUAGAGUUAGAGAAUAUCUCUAUAGUCGAAGGUCUUCGGUAUUAAAACAUACAUUUGAGUAAAUCAGACGAUAUGAAUAAAACUUCUUUGAUUUGCAAACUUCCAUUGGGGUUUUCACCUAAUCGGUUACUAAUAACAAAUGAUUCUAUAAUCUACAUAUAAUAUUCAUAGAAAACCUUUAAAUAAGAUUACCAUUACAAUGUUAUAAAAUUUGCUCUUAGAUAUUGCCUGAUCUAUCUUUUUUGUUAUCGUUGUAACUGAUAAAAUUGAAUUUUGCGAUAUUUAGUACUCUGUGAAUUAUCAUGUCUAUAGUUAGGCGAAUGACGUCACAAUACACAGAGUACAUAAUACUUUUUAAUAUGUCAUUUGACAUUUCAUUCAUGUUAGUACAGUAAUAGGUUAUGUUACCAUUAUAUAUUGUAGGAUGUGCUAUGUGAUAUUUAUGUAAUGUCGAUAUAUAUUUUUGUAAACAUUUACUGCGAAAAUAAACAGUUGUUAUAUU